CCGGCGCCACUGAAAUUAAAAGCCUGUUUCAUCCGUUCUAGCACUCCUUGCAUUUGUGAUAAUUCUUUAAAGAAAUGACCGUUUUCUGCCAAUACAUUAACAGCAAAGCCGGAGAUUUAAUACUUCAUCCGUAACUCGGUACAUUUUGACCCACUCCACCAGUUACCAGGUUAUUACUGCGAUACGCUAACGCAAAGAUGGCGGAAGACGAGAAGAGUGGUGAGCCAGCGAAAGACAAAAACGAACUGCAAAUUUUCAAGGAGCUUGUGGAUGAACUGUAUAAUUUCAGAGAUUGCUAUUUUGAGACUCACAGUGUGGAAGAAGCUGGAAGGAAACAAAGUGAUGUCGCACAGGAAACAGAGAAGACCCUAAAGAAGCUGGAGGAGAAAGAAGGUCUUUAUAAACACAAAGCAGAGUUUCUGCUGCAGAAAGGCAGGUGUCUAAACGCAACUCCAGACUUCAGUGCUGUAGCAGAAGAGUGCCUUUCCCGGGCUGUGAAGCUGGAGCCUGGCCUGGUCGAGGGCUGGAACACACUGGGGGAGCAGUACUGGAAAAAAGGAGACCUGACCGGUGCCAAGAACUGCUUCACUGGAGCCUUGCAGCAGAGCAAGAACAAAGUGUCUCUCCGUAACCUGUCCAUGGUGCUGAGGCAGCUGCCAGCGGCAGACAGCGACGCACAUGGCAAACAGGUGCUGGAGAGCGUGGACAUGGCCCGACAAGCUGUCCAGCUGGAUGUCACAGACGGGACGUCCUGGUAUAUCCUGGGAAAUGCCUAUGUGUCCCUGUUUUUCACCUGUGGGCAGAAUCCACAGUUGUCUCAACAAGCUCUAAGUGCCUAUGCACAAUCUGAGAAAGUGGACAGAGCUGCCUCUUGUUACCCGGAGCUGCAUUUCAACCGAGCCACUCUGUUCCAGUACGAGGAGAUGUUUGGGUCUGCCCUCGGCGGCUACAGCCGAGCGGCAGCGCUGGACCCGGGCUGGGAGGAGCCUCCAGAGAGAGAGAAGCAGCUACUGGAAUAUCUGGAGAAAGUCACAGAACUCAUACAGAACAAGGGUAAGGUGAAGGCGCGUCGGUUACGGACCAUGCUCUCUAACCUCAACACGUCGGCUUUGGGUCCCUGCUCCUCCCCUCAGUUUCGUUCCCCCACAGGCCGCGUGGGCAGCCUGGAGCCUCGAACUCUUUCUUCCCUCUCACAUGGUCACAACGCAGGAGUGGCCGCCUUAGGGAAGGUGGUGUUCAGCCUGGCCUCUGAGGGUCGCAUGGCCUUUACGUUCGGUAUGGUGGACAGUGAGGAGACGUGUAUAGUGGUGAUGGUAUACAACACAGCAGACAGCUGGGGCGUCCUGAUAGGAGACACUGUAGUCAUUCCUGAACCUCAGGUCAAACGACACAGUAUAACUCAUAAAGACAAGUCCUUUGACUUCAGAAGUAUACGAGUGGACUCUCCUCUGCUGCUCAUCGUCAACGGCAAGAAACAAAACAUCCAAAGUCAAAUUGCUGCCUCUGUCAGCUACAAGCCUCAGAGUGAAUGAGCUGAGGAGGACCAAGAGGACCAAGUUUUUUUUGCUGGAUAUGGAAGAACAGUUUGGAUAAUUAUGGAAGUUUGAAGAUUCCAAACGUCUGUGCCUGUUUUAUGUGUUGUUUUGUACAUAGAGGCCAACGUGUUACGUUGUCUUUAGAAAGACAGCUUGUUUAUAUUUAUAAAUAUUUCUUUUUUUUGUAUUCUUUUGUUGUCGGGACAAUAUGGAGCUGUUUUUGUGAAGGAAUGAACCUGUGAUGAUGACGAUA
This is a messenger RNA of Toxotes jaculatrix (banded archerfish), 1788 nucleotides long. RefSeq names its product tetratricopeptide repeat domain 5 (gene ttc5). The transcript has 9 exons. Bases 198 to 1532 code for a protein of 444 amino acids. The record is from RefSeq and is a predicted model, not a curated record. NCBI's taxonomy places the organism in Eukaryota, Metazoa, Chordata, Actinopteri, Toxotidae. Gene Ontology annotation, molecular function: protein binding.